AUGGUUUUUAUUCCUGUUGAAGUUAUUUUUAAGAAAUUCCCAAAUUUUUCUAAAGAUAGAGUAAAAUUUCUGAGGCGAUAUAGUUUUCUUAGUUUAUUUUUGGGUGGUUUGUUUGUUUAUAAAGCUCAUAAGCCAGAUUUUAGUAUAAGGCAUUAUAAUCCUUCUUAUUUUUACAAACGUCAUUUAGACAAAUUAAAAAAAAAAGGAUUAAUAAACGAAGAAAAGUAUAAUAAAUAUUUGGAUAAUUAA
Messenger RNA from Plasmodium gallinaceum, 249 nucleotides. Its product is annotated as conserved Plasmodium protein, unknown function. The coding region runs from base 1 to 249 and encodes 82 amino acids. Lineage: Eukaryota; Apicomplexa; Aconoidasida; Haemosporida; Plasmodiidae. The transcript has 2 exons. The record is from RefSeq and is a predicted model, not a curated record.